This is a messenger RNA of Oncorhynchus tshawytscha (Chinook salmon), 1293 nucleotides long. Its product is annotated as hypoxanthine-guanine phosphoribosyltransferase-like. Gene Ontology annotation, biological process: hypoxanthine metabolic process; GMP salvage; guanine salvage. Lineage: Eukaryota; Metazoa; Chordata; Actinopteri; Salmoniformes; Salmonidae. Bases 106 to 900 code for a protein of 264 amino acids. Gene Ontology annotation, molecular function: hypoxanthine phosphoribosyltransferase activity; magnesium ion binding. The record is from RefSeq and is a predicted model, not a curated record. The transcript has 11 exons.
GGGAACACAAAACACCCUAUCAAGGGGUUUAAUUUAGCCUUUUUAUGAUUAUUUCUCGCUUAUGGAAGAUAAGGUCCUUAUGCUUCCAAUACCGUACCGCAAGCGAUGCGUGUUAAUUCAUCUUCAGAUCGAGCGUCAGAAUGCGUUCCAUCCAGAGCCACGGGAAUGGAAGGAGGAAUUGUGAUUAAAGAUGAUUGGCCCGGAUACAGUUUAGAGCUCUUCACUUAUCCAGAGCAUUACCGCGAAGAUAUAGAGAGUGUCUACAUUCCACAUGGGGUUAUCAUGGACAGGUUUUCUACCUCAUGUGGAAAGGAAUGCUGGUGCGUGCCACAUUUUUACCAACCAGGGAGACUUGGAGGACUUCAAGAAGUCAUUGAGACAGAGCGCCUGGCCCGACACAUCAUGGAUGACAUUGGGGAUCAUGACAUGGUGGUGCUGUGUGUACUGAAGGGAGGGUACAAGUUCUGUUCCGACCUGGUGGAGUUCAUUAAGGUACAAUGCCGCAACUCCAACAAGCACCUGGAGACCAGAGUGGAGUUUAUUAGGCUUAAGAGCUACCUGAAUGACCAAUCAACAGAGGACCUGCACAUAAUAGGAAGUCAAGAUCUAUCUGUUCUACGAGGCAAGAAUGUCUUGAUUGUAGAGGCUAUAGUCGACACAGGAAAGACAAUGAAGGCGCUUCUGAAGCAUGUGGAGGCCUUUGAACCCAAGAUGGUAAAGGUCGCCGGUCUGCUGGUGAAAAGGGUCUCUAAUGUGGUUGGAAGCCUUCCAGACUAUGUGGGGUUUGAAAUUCCCAACCGUUUUGUCGUGGGCUAUGCUUUGGACUACAACGAGUAUUUCCGUGACCUGAAUCAUAUCUGUGUCAUAAGUGAGAUUGGAAAGGUGAAGUACAAGAUUUGAAGAGAAGUCAACACAUACAUGGGUUGUUCAGAGUUGCAGUUUUCAACUUGUGGCUGCAAGUGCCUUCCCUUCUCAUAUCUUCUUCCGUGCUCUGUUGAGGAUUAUUGUUAGUUUAUUAAUUUCAUAUGAAGAAACACACCUUGCAUGUGCUUUAUGCAAAAACAAAUAUGAGAUCUGUGUUAUUCAUGCUACAUACAACCUUGAUUGCCACAUUUUAAGAGGUUUUUUUUUUUACAUAUGCUAUUGUUUUUGUAAACAUCAUAUUACAUUGUUGACAGAAUAUGCUUUUACAUAAUAUGCAUUUAUAUGUAUUUGUAAAAUACUAAUUUUGUCCCCAAUGAUCUAAUAUGUGCAAAGCUCAAAGAAAUAAACUAUGCAAUUUUAAAUAACAAA